AUGGGCACUGGAAGCGUCAUAGAUUCCGCAAUUGAAAGUGUAAUUGAUACACCCGAGCUAGCCGUUUCGGCGGAGAAGUUCCCGAAGUGGUUUGUGAUGACUGUGAUGGUGCUUACUGGCGUGGUCCACCUCUGGUUUUGGAAUACGAUUCUGAACCUUACUGUGACCGUGAACGGUGAAUACUUCCCUUCUCACUCGAGGUUGUCCGAUGUGCUCGCUACAGUUUUCCAGGCGUGCAAUAUCGCGGCUUUCCUUAUCACGAAUACGAUCGGUGCGCUGCGACCUUGGCUCAACACGGUGGCUGGGGUUGUGUACCUAGUGGCCUCGGUGUGCCUUCCCCUUGUGCUCCUGAUGCCCGAGACCCCGAGAUAUUACUGCUGGGUCGUCCUCGUCGGAGUCUUCGGCCUGGUCUCCGGGACGCAGCAGGUGCACCACUUCGCCAUUGCCUCAAUAUAUCCUACUGGCCAUACCACUGCCCUUGUCAGUGCCGGCCAGGGCGUCGGAGGGAUCGUCUCGUACGGCCUCUGCAUGAUUAUGGUCCAGGCUGCCAAGCUGAGUCCAAUGAACUGCGUCAUUAUACAGAUGACCCUGGGCUUCGUCUGGGCUACCUGCUCCAUAAUCGGUAUCGCGCUCUUGUCCAGCCAGCAGAGCGUGCAAGACAGCGGCGAACGCCAAAGGCUGGAGAUGGAAGCCUACGUUGCAGAGAAUGGGAAACCGAGGAUACAGGACUGGAUUCAAUGGGUCCCUCUCGUCAAUACCUUCUAUUCCUUCUUAAGCUCAUACCUCGUUUUCCCGAAUAUCGGCCCUUUCAAGUGGCCCAUGCGAGACGACAACCAAGUGAACGUUGUUAUGGGUCUCAGUCAACUGGGCCAAGUCCUAGGACGCAGCGUUCCGAAUUGGUCCAUCUUUAUCGUGUCGCUAAAGACAACCAGCAUCAGCAACGCCGUCAAGACAGUUUUGAUACCCGUGUUUGUCGUGACCGCCGUGAACAACAAUACUGUCUUUAACAGCUACUGGUUCCAAUGCAUUCUACUAUUCAUUCUCUCCUUCUCGGAAGGCUAUCUUGGCACCCUCGGCCUCGUCCAUUCUGCUAUAAGCGGCAAAGACAUAUACGCCAAAUGGAAGAUGGCCACCUUCUCAACCGGCGCCCUUGUCAUCGGCGUCGGAGUGGGACUGUGGGUCAGUCCUCUCAUCCAAAAGGCCGCCAAGAUCUAG
Messenger RNA from Gregarina niphandrodes, 1215 nucleotides. RefSeq names its product putative transmembrane protein. Bases 1 to 1215 code for a protein of 404 amino acids. Gene Ontology annotation, cellular component: plasma membrane. Gene Ontology annotation, molecular function: nucleoside transmembrane transporter activity. Lineage: Eukaryota; Apicomplexa; Conoidasida; Eugregarinorida; Gregarinidae. The record is from RefSeq and is a predicted model, not a curated record. Gene Ontology annotation, biological process: nucleoside transmembrane transport. The transcript has a single exon.